Messenger RNA from Saccharomyces kudriavzevii IFO 1802, 198 nucleotides. RefSeq names its product Ecm19p (gene ECM19). The record is from RefSeq and is a predicted model, not a curated record. Lineage: Eukaryota; Fungi; Ascomycota; Saccharomycetes; Saccharomycetales; Saccharomycetaceae. The transcript has a single exon. The coding region runs from base 1 to 198 and encodes 65 amino acids.
AUGGUCACUAUCGGAAUCGCAUGUCUUGUGGGAGUUUACACAGGCACGAAGUUCUUCGAGCCCAUCGUCAUCGACAGAUUGCGUAAGGAUGGGAACCUGAGAACGGACGUUCCCAUCCCUGAAUACGAUGAGGAGGGAAGAAUUGUGAGGAUAACACCGCCUUCGCCACCUUCACCACCUACACCGCCACAGCAAUGA